This is a messenger RNA of Hippopotamus amphibius kiboko, 942 nucleotides long. Its product is annotated as olfactory receptor 5AL1-like. Gene Ontology annotation, molecular function: odorant binding; olfactory receptor activity; G protein-coupled receptor activity. The coding region runs from base 1 to 942 and encodes 313 amino acids. Gene Ontology annotation, biological process: sensory perception of smell; G protein-coupled receptor signaling pathway. The record is from RefSeq and is a predicted model, not a curated record. The transcript has a single exon. Gene Ontology annotation, cellular component: membrane. NCBI's taxonomy places the organism in Eukaryota, Metazoa, Chordata, Mammalia, Artiodactyla, Hippopotamidae.
AUGGCAAAAGGCAAUAAUUCAGCAGUCACUGAGUUCAUCCUCUUGGGCCUCACAGAUGAUCCAGAGCUUGAAGGCAUUCUCUUUUGUGUAUUCCUAUUGAUUUAUUUAGCUACUGCCUUGGGUAAUCUUGGUUUGAUCGUGCUAAUACAAAUCAGUCCUCAACUUCACAUACCUAUGUAUUUUUUCCUUUGUCAUCUGGCUUUUGUGGAUUUUUACGGUAGCUCCGCCAUCACUCCAAACACCCUUGUGAACUCUUUACGUGAAGUUAAAAGUGUGUCUUUUUACGCAUGUGCCACUCAGGUGUGCUGCUUUAUCACAUCUUCAGUUUGGGAAUUAUUGAUGCUGUCUGUUAUGGCUUAUGAUCGGUACAUGGCCAUCUGCCACCCUUUACUCUAUGCAGUUCUCAUGCCUAGGAAACGCUGCAUUCGAAUGGUCACGAGCUCUUAUAUUUAUGGAUCCACAGUGGGACUCAUACAAACAGUGGCUACAUUCCGUAUGUCCUUCUGUGGCUCUAAUGUGCUCAACCAGUUCUACUGUGAUGAUGUCCCCUUGAUUGCUCUGGCCUGCUCUGACACCCGAGUCAAAGAGCUGAUGUUGUUAACCAUUGCUGGGUUCAAUGUUCUGUGUUCUCUUAUCGCUGUCCUUGUAUCCUAUGUAUUCAUUGUCUUUGCCAUUUUAAGGAUCCGUUCCGCUGUAGGAAGACAGAAAGCCUUUUCUACCUGUGCCUCCCACUUGUUUUCUAUUACUAUGUACUAUGGGACCCUCAGUUUUAUGUACCUGCAGCCCAAGUCAAGCCACUCACUAGAUAAAGACAAAUUUGCCUCCAUAUUGUACACAGUGGUGAUUCCCAUGCUAAACCCAUUGAUCUAUAGCUUGAGGAAUCGGGAGGUAAAAAAUUCUCUGAAAAAAAUUAUUGAGAAUGUGCACUCUAGUCAUCAAUGA